AUGUUUCUCAAGGCAGUAGUUGUGUUCUGCGCGUGCGCCUGCGGAGCGGCGGUGGCGGGACCGCGCUUGAAUCAAGUCGAACCAUUAGAUAAGCCUAUUUGCUUGGACUCUGUAUUGACGUUAAUAAUUGACGAUUUAAGAAGAAUCCCAGAACUGAAUGUCAGAGUAUUAAGGGACCCGAUUCCAUCGUCAAGAGAUGACUUGUCAAAACCUGUGCAUGAGAGAUAUCCAUCAGCUGUCCUCUUCGGCAGGACAUGUGGGGGUACAAUUAUUGGGGACCGAUGGAUACUAUCCGCUGCUCAUUGCUCCCUAUUCACAAGUGGCAGGGAGGUAUUAGCUGGUACCAAUAACACAGAGGAUGGCACUGGCACUCGGAGACGAGUUAAGAAGUUGUACGUACAUCCUCGCUUCUCUGUUGGUCCCUAUUGGCUCAAUGCUCGAAGCUACGGAAUAAAACAGGUAGCGGCUCGAUGGGACUACCUGUUAGCAGAAUUAGAAGAACCACUUCCUUUGGACGGCAAAACCAUUAUGGCUGCCCCGUUGGAUGAUAUUGCGGUGCACGAGGCCGGAGAGACCGUCGGAUUUGCGGGAUUCGGAGCUGAGAACCAUGGGGACGUAAUGAGGCCGCAAGAGCACGCUAUGGACUUAGAAGUGUUGGCUGACUCAACCUGUGCUAAAUUAAUCGAAUACGACGCCCAAGAUAUGCUUUGCGCGACUGGCCGACCUCCAAGAUACGAUACAGCUUGUAAUGGAGACAGUGGUAGCGGUCUGAUCAGCGAUUCUGGAAGCGUUAUAGGUGUAGCUUCUUGGGUGGAAAAUGAUGCUUUCGAAUGCAAAAACGGUGCCACCAUAUACUUUUCACGAGUGGCCGCAGCAAGAGAUUGGAUCAAGAAUGUGACUGGUAUAUAG
This is a messenger RNA of Pieris macdunnoughi, 909 nucleotides long. The record is from the annotation of a GenBank genome assembly. Lineage: Eukaryota; Metazoa; Arthropoda; Insecta; Lepidoptera; Pieridae.